GUCACAUUACCAUUAGGAUCUUCUAAGAUCAGUCUACCAGACGAAGUUUCAGCUCAAGAAUCCAUUCCAUCCCAGAAGCCACCAGUCAACGCAGACGGCAAUUUACACCCCUUGUUAUUCUGGUCGCAAUAUUCCACGCAUGAUAUACAACCGCAGAAAAACAAUUACACGCAAUAUAUACAUUAUAUCUCAAUAAAACAAAAUAGCCUCCCUGGUGCGUCUGCUCCUACUGCAAGCCAGUGGUCAAUACCAAUCAGGAUCGCAGCAAAUAAAGAUGGCAUACGACACACAGUGGCUAUUCCUGAUCUAUCGUUAGAUGAAUAUACCACGCGGCCAUUUUGUCUGACGGCGCAAACUAAAAAUGGCGUCACUUAUCUCGUGCUAAUGGAGGAUCAUAGUCCCGUUUGCUUUCUUCGUAACAAUUGUCCAUUUCCUUUGUUUUAUGGGCAGACGCUAAUGAAUAUAACGCUGUCCGGGAUGACCGUUCAAGAAGAAGCGGAACUAGUUGCAAAAUUACCCAUGAUUCCUUCUGGUGGAAACAGUUAUUACACAAUGCCAAAUGUAAAUUCAAAUUAUCCGAUAAUGGACAGCAGUAAAUAUCCAAGAAUUCAUUUUAGUUCCUUGCUUGGUGAAAAAGAUGGCGUUAUAGAUCAUUCUCCGUGGAGUCUUGGCGUUGAUUUGGCUGCUGGGAAUACUUUUAUCAAAUUACCGCAAGUUGCAGAUCUCAAAGUAAAAAUAAAGAAAAAGUCUGGUAUUUUUGAAGUGGAACUGGAGCCUGUCGGCAAGGCAGAAAUAUCGGCACGUGAAAUACGUAGUAGGCUAAAGGGUGGAAAUAUUACAUUUACGGUCAGUGAAAUGGACAAAAAACCUAAAGAAUCAGAAAUUGAGGCGGAAUUGAAACCCAUCAUGAAACCCCAAAAAAGUAGUGUUAAUGUAACUACGGAUAUUAUGAUUGGUUGUAACGUAGAUCAGUUUUCAUUGGUUGUUUUAGACGAAUCAAGUUCCCAGGAUUCAAUUGGAGAAGUGAUUCAUUUAAAUAUGGAGGAUCUAUUUAUUGGGACGUACCCAGUCUCUUCUCAAGACAAGAAGUUUUGUCUGGCUGUGUGUGUGGGUAACGUGCAUCUGGAUAAUCAACUCUACGGGUUGGGUCAGUUUGAUUUUCCAGUCAUUCUCCUUCCCCAGGGAAAAACGAAACGUUUAUCAACCAGUGGUGAUAUUGAUAACUUGUCUGUGAUAGAAAAACACGCCAUUUGUAAAUUAUCGAGUUUUGUGAAUUUUCAAGUUGUGUUGUCGAGUGAUAGUCUAGAUCAUUCAGUGCUGGAAUCCCUGGACCUCUCUGUCAAACCAUUAUCUGUAUAUAUAGACGAUAUGUAUAUCUACCGCAUUCUCAAAGAAAUAGAAAUCCUGCUUCCCACCAUUUUGUCCACAAACAUUCCUGAACCAAUCACAUGGAGGUAUCUACAUUCAAAUAUCAAGCAGACGGCUACUUGUCUAAGUCAACCAAUCAGAAUUCAGCAUUUAUCAAUCCAACCAAUUAAAAUGCUACUUAGUGUCCAUGCUUCCCUGAAGUUGUUUUUAGCUGCAGACCAUACACCGUUAUCGUUUGGGGGAUUUGAGCGUAAUAAUUUAUCAACCACAAACUAUCAGCUAAUUCGAGCCCUAGCGAUGCAUUAUGCCUCAGCAGCCAUAUUUAGAGCAGGCAUUGUGAUUGGUUCGCUAGAAAUACUGGGUAAUCCAACAGGAUUAGUACGUAGCGUUGGUAUUGGUAUAGCAGAUCUGUUUCGUAUGCCGUAUGCUGGUUUAACAAGGGGACCUGGAGCGUUUGUCAGUGGUGUAUCAAAUGGAAUGGGAUCCUUAUUAAGAAAUGUUUCUGCUGGUAUGAUAACAUCAGUGACUAAUCUAGCAUCGAGUGUUUCUAGAAACAUGGACAGAUUAUCCAUGGAUUCCAGUCAUUUACAACGACAGGAAGAGAAUCGUAGAAACAGACCUCUAGGUGUAUCAGAUGGACUAGUUCAAGGUUUUACUGGAUUCGGCAUCAGUCUCCUAGGGGCAGUAGCAGGAUUAGCAGAUCAGCCAUUACAGAGUGUUUUAACCAAUCAGGGUGAGAGUGACAGACGGUCAUCUACAUCAGCUGUAGCAUCUGGUCUUGUUACGGGUAUGGGUAAAGGUCUGGUUGGCAUAGUAACCAAACCUAUAGGUGGUGCUGCUGAGCUUGUUUCACAGACUGGACAAGGAUUAUUACAUGGUACAGGAUUAGGACAAUUACCACAAAGAUUGGUUAAACCUACAUCAAGAUCUAAAUCGUUUUAUAGUAACGCUGUUAUUAAAUAUCCUAUGAAAAUCUUCAAUACUCUGCCAAGAACCAAUUUCUUAAUGACUGUCGAAGCAUGUCACCUUGACAUGUCAGGGUCAGAGGUCAUGGUCACGCUAAUUUUAACGUCUGAUAUACUAUUUGUUGUUAAUAAUGACGAAGAUGCCCAACAACAGGCGUUUUCGUUAGCAGAAUUAGAAUGUUGUGAUAAUUUGUCUGACCCCACGUUAAUAUCGUUGCUAUGGACAGACAACUCCUACAAAGCCAAUGUUGAGGCUGGUAACUCUAAUAAGGAUCGUGUGGCUGCCUUUGUUUCGUCGGCUGCUACUUUUGCUCAACCAACCAAUGAAGACACUCCUGGUACCGACAGCCAAUCAGAUGGAACUACAGCUAGUAUCAUGACGGCACCACAAUAUGAUUUUCACGUUAAUGAAGAAUAUCGUAAUUUAUUUAUCUCGCUGUUUAAACUCGUUAAACUUAGAAUACAAGGAAAGGGGUUUUCCAUUAUAUGAUUUUGAAAUUAGGGUUUUACAUUGGACCUGGUGUUGCGUAAAAAACUGCAUUUAUAAACAGUAAAUAUGAAAAAACGAGAUGUUCCUCAGUGUGUUAAAGUUAUUUUGGUGGUCGCUCUUUCAAAAGUCAAUGCAUCUACAUCCUGGAAUAAACUACCCUUAAACUUCCACAGAAGUCGAUCACUCAAUCAGACUGGACAACUUAUCUGUUUGAAUUAUUGUUAGACACCAGUGUAUUGUGCUUUAAUAUCAUUGCUAUGGAGAUUAUAUUAUUAGACACCAAUGUAUGAUAUCAUUAAUAUUGUUGCUAUGGAGAUUGUAUUGUUAGACACCAUCAUUAAUAUGGUUGCUAUGGAGAUUAUAUUAUUAGAAGCCAGUGUAUUAAGUCAUUAAUAUUGUUGCUAUGGAGAUUGUAUUGUUAGAGACACCAUUGUAUUAAGUCAUUAAUAUGGUUGCUAUGGACAGAUAAUUCCUAUAUUAUUAUUAUACACUAGUAUAUCUUUAUGUGUCCUAUGUGGAUAUUUAGGGCUUUAUAAAUGGAUAUAUCAGUCUAUUCUGAGAAUGGUUCCUGAGCAUCUUUGGUGGAUAUUUAGGGCUUUAUAUAAAUGUAUAUGUUACUAUUGUUAUUUAUGAAUUGUGCUUUGAGAAUGGUUCCUGAGCUGAAUAACACAUAUUCACCAGACAUUUGAAUUAUUUAUAAAUUAACAAAAAUAGAUGAACAUAUUAUAAUCCGAGGAUGGUUCCAGAGCCAAAAGUUAUAAUUUAUUAUUUUGAUAUUUUUUCAAUUUAUGAUUUUUUAAUAUUAACAAAAAUAGAUGUAAUCUAUUAGUUAAAGUAUCUAAGUCUCGAUAUCAUCCAAAAUCUUCAACAUUGAAAACACGAUUUAUUUGUCAAAUUAAAUCAACAUUCAUGUUGUGAUCUUACCGGAAAAAGAUGGGCUUUUGAUAUCCAAUAUUUAAGACAAAAUAAACAUUUUACCAUAAUGCGCUUCAGCCCCAGUUGUAUCAAGAGACUCAAGGGACGAGACUAGACACAUUGCACCAAAUCAAACGGCGGAUGUAGACUGGAAUAACCAGACGCUAGAAAUUUGCACUCGCUUGAGACUGCUGGCAUAUUUCGCCGAACAUAACUGAUUUGAAAUUGGAGUAAAAACGGAAACCAUUGAAUGUAAAUCAGUUUAUAUACAUUCAUAUUACAGUAUUAUAUGCGUUGCGACCGACUUUUGUCAAUUUCUGGCUCCCAAAUGUUAGCGAUUUAGCUCCUUUAAAACCAGUCAACUGAAUGUCGACCGAGGGGAGUUUUUUUCCCCUCCCCUUAAAACUGAAAAUCGCUCUCCUUUACAUAGUCAUUGGGGGUUUAUUAUCAUUUAUGAAACCAGGAAUGACCCCAUUACAUGAAGUUAUUGAUCUUCAGAACCAUUUCCCAUACACACAACUAAUCACUCUCCUUAAUAUCAGAUCACUCUCCUUAAUUUUUAAAUCACUCUUCUUAUCAAAACUGGGAGAGUUUUUUUAGGAGAGCGAUUUUUUCAAUUUGUUGAUUGAGGGGAGCUUUAUUUGACUCUCCUCUGAAAUACAAACAACAACAAAUGUAAAACAGAAGGUUUAGGUUAGAUGCCAUCUUGAGCAAGAUUUUCGAGUAUAUAUAAUGAAAAAUCAUUUAGGAAAAGCCUAGCAGUCUUAGAGAAAAAAAAAGAUAGCACCGAGAAAUUAAUUGAAAGUGUAUGUUAAAUGCCAUCUUGAAUUGACCUUGUUUGAAUCAAAAUGGAGGAUGAAAUUAUUGUGACCUGGGUUAUUAAAAUGUAUAGCAUUAUUAAAUUAUAUUAAACAUACAUUAUGGGAGAUUCGAUAACGAGUUGGCAGUUCUCACUAUAAUAGUUAAAAACUAGAUAAUGUAAAGGCAAUUUGGAUAACAUUUCAGGCCUAAAGAAAGACCUGCAAUAGACAGAUUUAGCUCUUGCAUAAUGUAUGUUUAAAAUGUAUAGCAUUAUUAAAUUUUAUAGCAUUUAUUUCUUGCUUUAUGGUAUAUUUGUACAUAUGAAAUAUUUGUAAAUAAUAGUGGUUGGAUCAUUGGUGUGUAAUGUACAUUUAAACCUCUCUGAUGUGAUGGUCUUAACCUGAAACCUAACCCUUGUAUUUCAUGGGUCAACUGUCUUCAAGUCAACAGGGUGCUAGCAAGGUUCGCACACUCCUUGAAACUCAUUGGAAAUCCUGGAAAAAUGAAAAUGUGAUUUCCAGUGCUGGAAAAUCCUGGAAAAACAAGAUUACUCCUUGAAACUCCUGGAAAAUUAACAUUUGUGUUUUCGCUAUAUAUUUUGAAAUAUAAAAUUGAACGUAGUAAUCGAAUGUUUCUUCAAAAGUUCACGAGUUCGUUGCUGUAAAUGAACUUGAGUCAGUUGAACAAUGUUCUUUAAGCGUAAAAAGAAAAAUACAUUAUGAUGUUGAAUUCUAUACAGGGACUCCUGGAAACUGGUAAUUAGCUCCUGGAAAACUCAUGGAAUUUUAUGUGUUCUCAGUUGAGCACACCCUGGCUAGGCUAAGAGAUUGAGGGGCUUGUCUCACUGGCGCCUAUGUUGCACUGUUUGUAAAUUUAUUAGUGUAGUGCACCCUUUAAAAUGCUACGAUGAUCUCGAGUCAAUCCCUAAGCCUGGAAUUUCAUUCGUCAAAAGGGUGCCGGAGGGUUCAGGGCUUCUCACGUGAAUGCCUUAGUUGUACUAUUUACUAUUUUACUAAUUAAUUUAUACCAGUAUUACCUUCUUUAGUAUGGCAAGAUCUAUUUGUUAAGGCCAACUUAAUUUUCAUCAAGGUCAUUGAGAUGUAAAUAAAUUUAGGACACGUGAUUGUUGGUUAGAUUGUAGGUUAGGGUUAGGGUAAAUGUUAGGGUUAGGUCCAGGGUUUGGGUUGGGAUUAGUGCUAGCCCUGUUUACAUCUCGUGAGCUUUGACCAAACUUGAAGUUGGCCUUAUCAAAUAGAUCUAAGCGUUUUGUAUAGUAUAACAAGAGGCCAACUCGAUUGGCCACUUCCAGAAGAAAUAGAAGCUCGUCCGGGAGAAUCUGUGGAUCGACUGAACAGCAUACACAAAUGUGGACGAUAGUAUCAGUUUAUCUAUCAUUGACGUCCUAUACGUCGAUGUUAUCUACAGUCGAAUGGUUAGCAUGUGCGUGCUGUAUCAUAAGGCCGGUCAUUGAGUCAACUGGCGUGGUUUCGAAUCCCCGGUUGUAUGUGACAAGGAGUAGGGUCGCCUGUCCAACCUCGUGGGUUUUCCCCGGGUCCUCCGGUUUCCUCCCACUGCCAAAGACCCCAAUGCGCAAGCGAAUUAUUGAAAUAAAAUUAAACCAUAUGUUAGUCCCGAAAUGACCUAGUUUGUGUUGAGUGGACGUUAAACCCCAUUUCUCUCUCCUUCUAGGUCCGGACUGCAAGAGGUGGAAUAUAUUUUGAUGGCGGAAGAGUCCAAAUCAGGUGCACAGUGUCUUGUUUUGUAUAGUUGUCUAUACUGACUCUUUAUGCGACCAUGUCAAUCUGGUUAAAACACAGAUCCUAUUUCGUUUCGUUUUUAUAGUUCAAAAUUUUGUUUUACUUGUCUUUACUACACUUGGAUCUGGAAGACUUGUUAUUUAACUUGUUUUCUGCUUGAAAUGAGGGGUCAACCAAUCAACUGUGGGUAAUCCACUAGUAACAUCAAUGCUGAUUGGUUAAUCAAAUGUCUGACAUCAUAGGUCAAAAGUCGGUCUUUUGACCCCUGACGUGACCUAUCGCUAUAACUUGUCAGAUCUUCAUGUAGUGUAGGCCAUCGAAAGUAUAAAAAACGAAAUGAAAUAUAGAUUUGUAUUAUAAUCAGAUUGGGACCAUAUAAAAAUGUGUGUAAAUGUGUAUACCAGAUAUAUUGAGUAUAUAUAAGAUGUGUGUAUUAUUAUUUUGUAAGUAAGAAAAGAGAUUAUAAGUUAGAAAGAAUACUGUAUAUAUGUGAAAUUAUUAUAAGAAAUAAAUUUAUGAAUGUUGAUUUUAUGAAAUAUACUAAUUUAUUAACAUAAAAUAUUUAUCUUUAUAUCCAAUUUAUUAUUCCAAUAAUAUUUUCAAAAAAUUUCUGAUCCUCUUUUUUGUUUAUUAUAACGAAGGCUAUGGCAUUAAAAUCUAAGUUGAAUUAAUCUUAAGGUUCUAUACCGCUUUUAUUUAGGUAGAAAAUAGUGUUUUUUGAUUAAAUUUUCAUUUCAAUAUAGUAAGUGAAAGUUGAUUUGUUUAAUCAGUAAAACUGUCAACAGUGGAAUACCAAAUCAGUUAUAUCUCAAUAUUUGCUUAAAGAUACAUUAUGGGAGAUUAGAUAAAGAGCUAGCAGUUCUCACUAUAAUAGUUAAAAACAAGAUAAUGUAAAGGGAAUAUGCUGAAAAUUUCAGUCAAAUUGAUCCACUCUAAACCAAGAAUUUAACGAAUGAAUUUUGGGCCCAGCCUCUAUCAUCAUUACUAAAGUCGGUACAAUAAAAAACAUAGUCUCGAUUAUCCAUUUUUUGAUUUAAUCAUGAAUGAGCGGUAAGCAGCAGAUAGCAUCCUAAUCCAGUAAAUAUCUGGGUAAGUCAAUUAAUGUCUAAUUAAUAAUUUAGAUAACAUUUCAGGCUCUUGCAUAAUGUAUGUUUAAUCUGUGAACCUAAAAUUUUAAAUGUAGACAGAAACCAUAUAUAAACACUCCAAGGAAGGAAGAGAGAAUUCGGCUGCACACACCCAGCCUCACCUUGAGCCUGAAUGCACGAGAUUUAAUUAACAUUAACAAUGUUAUUUAUUCACUCAAAUCAAAGAUGUUGUUAUAUGUUUGUAAGUCAAUGGUUAUAAACUUACUGUUAUCUUUUAUAAUGUUUUUUACACAGUAGAAUUGGAUAAAGAAAUAACCAUCUUAAAACUAUUUUGAAUUCUUUUUUUUUUUGUAAAUAAAACUUUAAGUAAAGUAUAAAUAACCGUCUUAAAACUAUUAUGAAUUUUGUUUUUAAGUUUGUUUGUUUCUAUCAAUUACAAUAUAUUCUACAUUUGUCUGUAAUAUUUCCUACCUUGUUGAAACUGACCUAAGCACUUAUUGAAUGGUGCUCAUUCAGGGUCAUUUAAUCUAUGUGUGUGUAUUUUUUAGAAUUUUCUUACUUUUUCACAGUUGUAAUUUUGUCAUCUAAUAAAUAUAUUAGAGAUCACUAGAAAAGCUUCAAAAUUUUUUAAAUAAUGCAAGGAAUUGUCAACAUAUCCUUUCCAUGAUCCCAAAUGUCAAUGUUACCUGCCACAGGUAAAUUUCAACAGGUAAAUUUCCGCCGUUUUCCGUGAGUAGUCGUAACUUUCUGCUAAUAAAAAAGCUGUGACCUAAUUUUAGUCCUGCUCCUCAUAUUCUAGUCUAUAUUUCUAUGAGCAGAAGGACUAAAAUGACGUCGCGGCUGUUUUAUUGGCGGAAAGUUAAGACUACCCACGGAGAACAGGGGAAAUCGCUAAUGUUGAAAUUUACUUGUGGCCGGUAACAUUGACAUUCGGAUUUUUUGUCAUACUUAUGGAAAGGAUAUGGUGACUUAAAUUACAGAUGUGACCUCAUCCUUUGAUGUUAGCGUACCAUUGUUUCAAAGAAUCGUACGGGCAAUGUGCCAAGUGUAAUAUUGAACCCGAGUGACGUUUUUCAUUGCAAAGCACGUGCGAGUGUCUGUAUUCAAGUUGUUUACUGGUCUCGAGCUUAAGACAUUGCGUAAUAUAAUGAAACUACGUCCCUCGUGUUGUUUCAAUAUAUUACUUAAUAUCUGGCUCUCGACCAUUAAACCACUCUUAAUUACUUGCAUUAUUUAAAAAAAUUAUGAAACUUUUCCAGUGACCUUUCAUGAUGCAUGUAUGGCUAGGAAUCAUAUGUCUCUAACAGGUGGUUGGAAAAUCACUAAACCACGACUUACAUCCCGUUUAAUUGGGUUAUGGUAUCAGGAAACUUUAAUAAUUCAAUAUGAUAAGAGGGAUUUUUAUGCCAAUUAACUUUAUACAUCCCCUUUAAUUGGGUUAAGGUAUCAGGAAAAAUGUUUCUAUUAACUUUGAUAAGAGGGGUUUAUAUGCUUAUUAUCUUUAAUAAUUUGAUAAGCGGGUCUAUAUGAUAAGAGGGUUAAUUAAACAAUAAAAUUACUGUCAUACAA
Molecule: messenger RNA, 8953 nt
Organism: Patella vulgata (common limpet)
Lineage: Eukaryota; Metazoa; Mollusca; Gastropoda; Patellidae
Product: intermembrane lipid transfer protein VPS13B
Exons: 8
Source: RefSeq, a predicted model, not a curated record